CUUAACCCGCGCACUCCGUUCGAGUACAUGAUCCUGGCCACCAUCAUCGCCAACUGCAUCGUGCUGGCCCUGGAGCAGCACCUCCCUGAGGGCGACAAGACGCCCAUGUCCGAGCGCCUGGACGACACCGAGCCCUAUUUCAUCGGCAUCUUCUGCUUCGAGGCGGGGAUCAAGAUCAUUGCGCUGGGCUUCGUGCUGCACAAGGGGUCCUACCUGCGCAACGGCUGGAACGUCAUGGACUUCGUGGUGGUCCUCACCGGUGACCCGCCCCCGCCCGCAGGCCUGCAGGUGGUGCUCAAGUCCAUCAUGAAGGCCAUGGUGCCGCUGCUGCAGAUCGGGCUGCUGCUCUUCUUCGCCAUCCUCAUGUUCGCCAUCAUUGGCCUCGAGUUCUACAUGGGCAAGUUCCAUAAGGCCUGUUUCCCCAAUGGCACAGAAGGAGACCCAGUGGGCGACUUCCCCUGUGGCAAAGAGGCGCCUGCCCGGCUGUGUGAGGGAGACACCGAGUGCCGGGAGUACUGGCCAGGACCCAACUUUGGCAUCACCAACUUCGACAACAUCCUGUUCGCCAUCCUGACAGUAUUCCAGUGCAUCACCAUGGAGGGCUGGACAGACAUCCUCUACAGCACAAAUGAUGCUGCUGGCAACACCUGGAACUGGCUGUAUUUCAUCCCUCUCAUCAUCAUCGGCUCCUUCUUCAUGCUCAACCUGGUACUGGGCGUGCUCUCGGGAGAGUUCGCCAAGGAGCGUGAGCGGGUGGAGAACCGCCGGGCCUUCCUGAAGCUGCGGCGGCAGCAGCAGAUCGAAAGGGAGCUCAACGGGUACCUGGAGUGGAUCUUCAAGGCCGAGGAAGUCAUGCUGGCUGAGGAGGACAAGAAUGCCGAGGAGAAGUCCCCCCUGGAUGUGUUGAAGAGGGCAGCCACCAAGAAGAGCCGAAAUGACCUGAUCCAUGCUGAGGAGGGAGAGGACCGGUUUGCAGACCUCUGUGCCGUGGGGUCCCCCUUCGCCCGUGCCAGCCUCAAGAGUGGGAAGACGGAGGGCUCGUCCUACUUCCGCAGGAAGGAGAAGAUGUUCCGGUUCUUUGUGCGGCGCAUGGUGAAGGCACAGAGCUUCUACUGGGUGGUGCUGUGCGUGGUGGCCCUGAACACGCUGUGUGUGGCCAUGGUGCACUACAACCAGCCCCAGCGGCUCACCACAGCGCUGUACUUUGCAGAGUUUGUUUUCCUGGGUCUCUUCCUCACAGAGAUGUCCCUGAAGAUGUAUGGCUUGGGGCCCAGGAGUUACUUCCGGUCCUCCUUCAACUGCUUUGACUUUGGGGUCAUUGUGGGGAGCAUCUUCGAAGUGGUCUGGGCUGCCAUCAAGCCAGGAACCUCCUUUGGGAUCAGCGUGCUGCGGGCACUCCGGCUGCUGAGGAUCUUCAAAGUCACGAAGUACUGGAACUCUUUGCGGAACCUGGUGGUGUCACUGCUCAACUCCAUGAAGUCGAUCAUCAGCCUCCUGUUCCUGCUCUUCCUGUUCAUUGUGGUCUUCGCCCUGCUGGGCAUGCAGCUGUUUGGGGGACAGUUCAACUUUAAAGAUGAGACUCCAACAACCAACUUUGACACCUUCCCUGCCGCCAUCCUCACUGUCUUCCAGAUCCUGACCGGAGAGGACUGGAACGCAGUGAUGUACCACGGGAUCGAGUCGCAGGGUGGCGUCAGCAAGGGCAUGCUGUCGUCCUUCUACUUCAUCGUCCUGACGCUGUUUGGAAACUACACCUUACUGAACGUAUUCCUGGCCAUUGCUGUGGACAAUCUUGCCAAUGCCCAGGAGCUGACCAAGGAUGAAGAGGAGAUGGAAGAAGCAGCCAAUCAGAAGCUUGCUCUGCAGAAGGCCAAGGAAGUGGCUGAAGUCAGCCCCAUGUCAGCCGCGAACGUCUCCAUCACUGCUUUUGUAAAGCAAACUCGAGGUACUGUAUCUCGCAGCUCGUCUGUCUCCAGCGUAAACUCACCCAGGCAGCAGAACUCAGCCAAGGCGCGCUCCGUGUGGGAGCAGCGGGCGAGCCAGCUGCGGCUGCAGAACCUGCGGGCCAGCUGCGAGGCGCUGUACAGCGAGCUGGACCCCGAGGAGCGGCUGCGCUACGCCACCACGCGCCACCUGCGGCCCGACAUGAAGACGCACCUGGACCGGCCGCUGGUGGUGGAGCCCGGCCGCGAUGGCGCGCGGGGCCCGAGCGCGGAGGAGCCAGUGCGGAGGCACCGGGCCCGGCACAGGGCGCCGCCCGCGCACGAGGAUGCCGAGAAGGAGGCCAAGGAGGCGGCAGCGAAGGAGGGCGAGGGCGAGGACCGGGACAAGGAGAAGGAGCCGCGGAACCCCCAGCCCCAGGAGCCACACUGUGACCUGGAGGCCAGUGGGAUAAUGGGCGUGGGUCCAGUGCAUGCACUGCCCAGCACCUGUGUACAGAAGGUGGAAGAACAGCCAGAGGAUGCAGAUAAUCAGCGGAACGUCACUCGAAUGGGCAGUCAACCCUCAGACCCAAGUGCCACUGCUCAUAUCCCAGUGACACAGACUGGCCCUCCUGGGGAGACCACAGUUGUUCCCAGCGGCAGCGUGGACCUGGACGGCCAGGCGGAGGGGAAGAAGGAGGUGGAAGCCAAUGACGAGAUGAGGAGUGGCCCCCGCCCCAUCGUCCCAUACAGCUCCAUGUUCUGUCUGAGCCCCACCAACCUGCUCCGCCGCUUCUGCCAUUACAUAGUGACCAUGCGGUACUUCGAGAUGGUCAUCCUCAUAGUCAUUGCCCUGAGCAGCAUCGCCCUGGCCGCAGAGGACCCUGUGCACACAGACUCCCCCAGGAACAAUGUUCUGAAGUACAUGGACUACAUCUUCACAGGUGUCUUCACCUUUGAGAUGGUGAUAAAGAUGAUUGAUUUGGGACUGCUGCUGCACCCAGGGGCCUACUUCCGAGACCUGUGGAACAUUCUGGACUUCAUUGUGGUCAGUGGGGCCCUGGUGGCGUUUGCCUUCUCAGGAUCCAAAGGGAAGGACAUCAAUACCAUCAAGUCCCUGAGAGUCCUGCGCGUCCUGCGACCCCUGAAGACCAUCAAGCGGCUGCCGAAGCUCAAGGCCGUGUUCGACUGUGUGGUGAACUCACUGAAGAACGUUCUCAACAUCCUCAUCGUCUACAUGCUUUUCAUGUUCAUCUUCGCCGUCAUCGCCGUGCAGCUGUUCAAGGGGAAGUUCUUCUACUGCACCGACGAGUCCAAGGAGCUGGAGCGGGACUGCAGGGGCCAGUACUUGGAUUACGAGCGGGAGGAGGUGGAAGCUCAACCACGGCAGUGGAAGAAGUACGACUUCCACUAUGACAACGUGCUCUGGGCACUGCUCACGCUGUUCACGGUGUCCACGGGAGAAGGGUGGCCCAUGGUGCUGAAGCACUCCGUGGACGCCACCUACGAGGAGCAGGGCCCGAGCCCUGGGUUCCGCAUGGAGCUGUCCAUCUUCUACGUGGUCUACUUCGUGGUCUUCCCCUUCUUCUUCGUCAACAUCUUCGUGGCCUUAAUCAUCAUCACGUUCCAGGAGCAGGGCGACAAAGUGAUGUCUGAGUGCAGCCUGGAGAAGAAUGAGAGAGCCUGCAUUGACUUCGCCAUCAGCGCCAAGCCCCUGACGCGGUACAUGCCACAGAACAAGCAGUCCUUCCAGUACAGGACGUGGACCUUCGUGGUCUCGCCACCCUUCGAGUACUUCAUCAUGGCCAUGAUCGCUCUCAACACCGUGGUGCUGAUGAUGAAGUUCUAUGAUGCGCCCUACGAGUACGAGCUGAUGCUGAAGUGCCUGAACAUCGUGUUCACGUCCAUGUUCUCCAUGGAGUGCGUGCUCAAGAUCAUCGCCUUUGGGGUGCUGAACUACUUCAGAGAUGCCUGGAACAUCUUCGACUUUGUCACUGUGUUGGGAAGUAUUACUGAUAUUUUAGUAACAGAGAUUGCGAACAACUUCAUCAACCUCAGCUUCCUGCGCCUUUUCCGCGCCGCCCGGCUCAUCAAGCUGCUGCGCCAGGGCUACACCAUCCGCAUCCUGCUCUGGACGUUCGUGCAGUCCUUCAAGGCCCUGCCCUACGUGUGCCUGCUGAUCGCCAUGCUGUUCUUCAUCUAUGCCAUCAUCGGCAUGCAGGUGUUUGGAAACAUUGCCCUGGAUGAUGACUCCAGCAUCAACAGGCACAACAACUUCCGGACGUUUCUACAAGCCCUGAUGCUGCUGUUCAGGAGUGCCACCGGGGAGGCCUGGCAUGAGAUCAUGCUGUCCUGUCUCAGCAACCAGGCCUGUGAUGAGCAAGCCAAUGCCAGUGAGUGCGGCAGCGACUUUGCCUACUUCUACUUCGUCUCCUUCAUCUUCCUGUGCUCCUUUCUGAUGUUGAACCUGUUUGUGGCUGUGAUCAUGGACAAUUUUGAGUACCUCACGCGGGACUCUUCCAUCCUAGGGCCUCACCACCUGGACGAGUUCAUCAGGGUCUGGGCUGAGUACGACCCCGCUGCGUGUGGGCGCAUCACUUACAGUGACAUGUUUGAGAUGCUGAAACACAUGUCCCCGCCCCUGGGGCUGGGGAAGAAAUGCCCUGCUCGAGUGGCGUACAAGCGCCUGGUUCGCAUGAACAUGCCCAUCUCCAAUGAGGAUAUGACCGUCCAUUUCACGUCCACACUGAUGGCCCUCAUCCGGACUGCACUGGAGAUCAAGCUGGCUCCAGCCGGCACGAAGCAGCACCAGUGUGAUGCAGAACUGAGGAAGGAGAUUUCCUGUGUGUGGGCCAAUCUUCCCCAGAAGACUCUGGACUUGUUGGUGCCGCCCCACAAACCUGACGAGAUGACGGUGGGGAAGGUCUACGCAGCUCUGAUGAUCUUCGACUUCUACAAACAGAGCAAGACCAGCAGAGACCAGACCCACCAAGCUCCUGGAGGCCUGUCCCAGAUGGGCCCGGUGUCCCUGUUUCACCCUCUGAAGGCUACACUGGAGCAGACGCAGCCGGCUGUGCUCCGAGGAGCCCGGGUUUUUCUUCAGCAGAAGAGCUCAGCCUCCCUGAGCAAUGGCGGGGCCGUGCAAACCCAAGAGAGUGGCAUCAAGGAGUCUGUUUCCUGGGGCACUCAGAGGACGCAAGAAGUGCCCUAUGAGGCAAGGGCCCCCUUGGAGCGAGGCCACUCGACAGAAAUCCCAGUGGUGCAGCCAGGAAAACCAGCUGUGGAUGUCCAGAUGCAGAGCAUGGCCCUGAGGGGCCCUGACGGGGAGCCCCAGUCCGGGCUGGAGAGCCAGGGCCGAGCGGCCUCCAUGCCCCGCCUGGCAGCAGAGACCCAGGCGGCCUCAGAGGCCAGCCCCAUGAAGCGCUCAGUCUCCACGCUGGCGCCCCAGCGCCCCCAUGUGGCUCAUCUCUGCAAUGCCGCCCUGGACCGGGCUCCAGCCAGCCAGGCCGCCCCCCACCACCACCACCGCUGCCACCGCCGCCGGGACAGGAAACAGAAGUCCCUGGAGAAGGGGCCCAGCCUAUCCGCAGAUGCAGAUGGUGCCCCCAGCAGCACUGCAGGGCCAGGGCCGCCCCCAGGAGAGGGGCCCACAGGCGGCCGGCGGGAGCGCAGGCAGGAGAGGCAGGAGCGGGGUCGGUCCCAGGAGCGCAGGCAGCCCUCCUCCUCCUCCUCUGAGAAGCAGCGCUUCUACUCGUGUGACCGCUUUGGGGGCCGGGAGCCCCUGCAGCCCAGGCCCUCCCUCUGCAGCCAUCCCACAUCGCCAACCGCUGGGCAGGAGCCAGGACCCCCGAGACAGGGCAGCGGUUCCGUAAACGGGAGCCCCCUACUGUCCACAUCUGGUGCUAGCACCCCUGGCCGCGGUGGGCGGAGGCAGCUUCCCCAGACUCCACUGACGCCCCGGCCCAGUGUCACCUACAAGACAGCCAACUCCUCGCCCGUGCACUUCGCCGGGGCCCAGAGCAGUCUCCCCACCUUCUCCCCGGGCCGGCUGAGCCGAGGCCUUUCAGAACACAAUGCCCUGCUCCAGAGGGACCCCCUCAGUCAGCCGCUCGCCCCCAGCUCUCGGAUUGGCUCUGACCCUUACCUGGGGCAGCGUCUGGACAGUGACGCCGCAGUGCGCACCCAACCAGAGGACAUGCUCACCUUUGAGGAGGCCGUGGCCACCAACUCGGGCCGCUCCUCCCGGACUUCCUACGUGUCCUCCCUGACCUCCCAGUCCCACCCACUGCGCCGGGUGCCCAAUGGCUACCACUGCACUCUGGGGCUCGGCUCAGGCGGCCGCGCUCGGCACAGCUACCACCACCCGGACCAAGACCACUGGUGCUAGGUGCCUGCGACCCCAUUGCCACCACCCUGGGGCCCCAACCAGGUGAUGAGUUUUAUCAUCCACUCUGGGCUCCUGGGACAGUCGUGGAAACCAAGGCAGCAGCAGCAGCAGCCCCUGGGAGGAGGGGCCUCGCUUCCUGGGCCAGCCAGGCCAAGGCCCUGCUGCUGCUUAGGCUCCUGUUUUCUGCUGGGUGGACUUAAAGCCCUUUUGUAGAGGCCCGUGGUUGUCCCCACACACGCUGUGCUGCCUUCCUGGGCCACAUACCACAGGCCUCGCACAGGAAGUGGCUGUGUGCUGAGCAGGACCCUGCAAGCCCAAUCCUGAGUGAAGGACCUCAGCCUCUGGGGUGCUGUGUGGAACCUGUCAGGAGAUCUGAUCUUGGGGAGCAUCCUUCAUCCCAGUGUGUGGUGCAGAACAGCUGGGAGAGCCUUCAGGACCCGUCCAUGGGAAGCGGAGUGGCAGCCUCCAGAGCCCGGCCUGUGGCGCAUGCAGGUCUCAUCAGUGUCCACAAAACACACAGCGUUGCCCUUCAAAUCGUAAACUGCAAGUGGACUCAAUACUCUUAGACGCUCUCUCCUCUCCAGACACUGUCAGCCCUGAGAGGGACCAAGUCUGCAGCGUUCUGGCUGCUGCCUGGUUUUUAAUCGCAACUCCUGUCACUCCUUCCUCAAUUCUGUCUACCUGAUCUCGGAAGGACAGAAACCAGAUGAGCAGGGCAGGAAACACUAGCAGGACUUGACAUUCACACCCGUGGGGAGAUCUCCAACUCAUGUGAGGAGACGCUCUUCUGUGGGGUCCAGGCGGUGCCCCCACAACCCCUGGCACCCGCUGCCCUCAACCAAGUGCCUGACCUCCGAGCCCUCUGGCCCAGGCUCUGGGGCUGUGACGCAAGGCUGUGGGAACCGCGCUGGGUUUGUGGACACUGUUCCAGGGGCAGCCGAGUAGAAAGCUGCCAUCGGCGGUGUGACAAGAAGCCGGCUUUUCCCUUUUCCUGUCUCUCCCACAAGUGGAAGGUUUCCAGGGAAGCACAGGGAGCCGGGGCUGUGGGGCAUUUCCAGUUCGGUCCACACUGAUCCUCAGGGCGGGUGCCUGCCCACAGACCUGGGUUGGAAGUGUCUUUAUGCAGGUGGGAGAGGUGACAGGAGGGCAGCCCCGUGAACCAAGUCGGAACCUGGAGGCCGUGACCUCUGGCAGGAGGCAGCCGUGGAGCCCAGCCCUGACCGACAGGCAGCAACAGCGAAAUCCAGCUGCACGGCCGCUCUCUGAAGAGACCACAGUGGGUGUGCCUAAAACACUGAGACUCUUGUGAAGGAAAAGAGCGUUCGGACGUGCGGCUUCUGGUGUGUCUUCUGUGUUUUGAAAUGUCGAUGAUCUUUGCUGGGUCAUGUGUGUUCCCAUUGGCUUUACCCCAUGACUCUCCCUGAAGAAACUUGGUGUGUGAUGUGUGUGUGUCUGUGUGGAGUUGUCACAGUGAGUGGAUGCCGUUCACCCACAGGGCUAUGCAACAAAAGACACACGUUUACUCGAAACAAAACACAAGACCGCCACCUGUCAUAGGGUUUCAGCUCGAUUGUGACCAAACCAUUUUAUAACGUUUCCUUCCUGGAAGGCACAACAUGGGAACUUUCCACGAACAGAGUGUUUCACUCCAACACGACCCAACCAGCCGGAGCCUGCGUGUGAUCGCGCGACUGGUCGCGAAGCCGAGGCCGUGUGUGGAUUCUGGUGUUCGUCUCUGGGCCCCCUGCCCGUCGUGCUGAAUGUGCCCACUCUGUGCGGAACCACAGCUGCUUCCCCGGCCACGCAACCUCGCUGAUCUGUCGAGUCUUCCAGAUGCUGGAACUGGUGGAAAUUGCAGGGCCUGGGGGUGGACGGUGUGUCUUGUUUUCCUGACUUUGGGUUUUGUCUCUGCACUGUCUCUUCCCAGCCGUCACGUUCCCCUGAAACCUCAGUGAGUUGCCAAAUUUGAGAUGCAUCAACCAGUUGUCUGCCCUGGAACCAGUCAAGCAGUGGCCGUGGUUUGAACACGUGGCGUGUGCAUGUAAAAUAUAUACAUAUAUACAAUAUGCAAGCAUAUGCAUGACAAUGUAUAUCUUCGUACUUUUUGAUACAAUGUAAUCAUUUGUUAAUUUUUAAUUAUAUUUGAUAUAAAUCAAAGGUUUGUUGCAAAACUUUAUAUUUAAGAACAGUGUUAUAAAAAAACAAAAACAGAGAGAGAAGUCCCAACCACACAACAGGACUGGGACUCACUUUUAAAAAAAUUCUGUGGUUGACUAGUUUGCUGCUUGAGUAAUAUUUAUCAGCCAAACUUUGGAUUCUGCUAUUGUUUCUACAUUGACAUUUUGUAUGAAGCAAAGUCCUUGGAUUAAAAUAAAA
Miniopterus natalensis is the source of this 8685-nucleotide messenger RNA. The record is from RefSeq and is a predicted model, not a curated record. NCBI's taxonomy places the organism in Eukaryota, Metazoa, Chordata, Mammalia, Chiroptera, Miniopteridae.